Cyclopterus lumpus (lumpfish) is the source of this 2402-nucleotide messenger RNA. RefSeq names its product SMG9 nonsense mediated mRNA decay factor (gene smg9). The record is from RefSeq and is a predicted model, not a curated record. NCBI's taxonomy places the organism in Eukaryota, Metazoa, Chordata, Actinopteri, Perciformes, Cyclopteridae. The transcript is spliced from 12 exons. Gene Ontology annotation, biological process: nuclear-transcribed mRNA catabolic process, nonsense-mediated decay. The coding region runs from base 650 to 2068 and encodes 472 amino acids.
ACGUUAUCUCGCGUUUAACUUGACAAUAUUCAAGACUAAAAGAUGUACACGGAAGCUUUUGAAUUGAAUCAAUAUGUUUGUUUUUAAUCGGAGCAUAUACUCUAGUAAUAUUUGAAGUAACGUUAUACAUUUAUGAAACCCAACGUCACUUAAUUAUUAAUGUAUGUUACUUUAUUAAAUUCAAGCAAACAAAAAGUAACUGAACAAGGUUAAACAAUAAGAAUGUUGUUGUCAUCAUAAAAUAUACAGUAAAGCGAGCCCACGGAUCCAAAAAGUGGCGGAACUACUAAUAUCAUUGCGAUGUUUUACGACGAGUUCCUUUCCUAGACGAACCAGGUUCGUUUGGGCACCAAAUACAUUGCAGGCGGGUGGAGCUUCUUUCAGCGCGUUGACGUUGGAGAACCGGGUUCGUAGUCGCAACUUAGGUUUAAAGCUCCAGCUGACUCCACCGCAUUAUACAUGUGCACGAUGUCACCAUCAAAUACCGUUCAACACCAUCGACAGUAACGGUCACGGGGUCGCGAGCUGAGAGUAGAUUUCUUGUUUCGAAGAUAUUUCAGUAUCUCCAGCGCGGACUGGCUUCCCGUCGUUAGCUAGCUUCCUGUUAACGUCAGUUGUGUUGUUGUUGUGGGAACUCAGGAGAGUAGCGAUGUCCGAGUCCGGUCACAGUCAACCCGGGAUGUACGGGCAAGGGCGCAGAAGGAGGCGACGCCGGGGGGAAAGAGAUGCGGGUCCUCCGGGGCAAAAUCUGUCCGGUCCCAGUCGGGACCGAGAAUAUCAACCGAGGGAACGCAGGGAUGGGAGCGAGGAUCCACCAGGCCCUCUCAUUCAGAAGACCCCCAUCAUUCUGGCAAAGCCCCCUGGGGAAAGGGCCAAGCCUUCGCAGAAUGCACCUGUCAGUGGAGCUCCAGUUCUGGAGAAGCCCAUCAUGCUAAUGAAAGCCAGGGAUGAUGGAGGGAAGCUGGGAACCCCUCCAGAUGCGGCAGCUCAACCCUCUGGUCCUGGGCCCUCCAAGAUGGAGAGGGAGGGGCAGCGACCCACCCAGCCUGUGUACCAGAUCCAAAACAGAGGAAUGGGUGCUUCUGCAUCAAGUAGCGCUGUGGACCCCAUGGUUGGCCAGUCUAAACUCCUCCCUCCUGAGAAGAUGAAGCACAGCAUCAAGCUCGUAGAUGACCAGAUGAAUUGGUGUGACAGUGCCAUGGAGUAUCUGAGGGACCAGACCGAUAUGUUGGUGGUGGGAGUCAUUGGCUUGCAGGGAAGUGGGAAAUCUACAAUCAUGUCACUGUUAUCUGCCAACUCUCCUGAGGAAGAUCAAAGGGGCUAUGUAUUCAGAGCGCAGACUCCAGAAAUCAAGGAAAGAGGAGGAAACCAGAGUAUAGGCAUUGAUUUCUUCAUCACACAGGAGAGAGUCAUUUUCUUGGAUACACAGCCAAUGCUCAGCCCGUCUAUUCUCGACCACCUCAUCAACAACGAUCGGAAGCUGCCUCCAGAGUACAACCUCCCUCACACAUACGUUGAGAUGCAGUCUCUUCAGAUCGCCGCCUUCCUGUUUACAGUGUGCCAUGUGGUCAUUGUUGUUCAAGAUUGGUUCACUGACCUAAACCUCUACAGGUUCCUUCAGACCGCUGAGAUGUUGAAACCCUCCACUCCGUCUGCGAGCCAUGACAGCACUGGCUCCUCAGGCAAUGACGAUGGAGCAGAGUACUAUCCUCAUAUAGGUACAUUGUCCAUGCUCGACUGUAAUCUGUUUCCUGGUUUGGAGCAGGACUAUCUGGCCACUGAAGUCAACAUGUUCCUCCUUCCUAUGCAGGAGAAUGAUGGGGAGGAUAAUCUGACUAAAGCAGGGACGGGAACAUACCCGCUCUUCUCUCUGCUCCCGGGGUACAGAGGUCACCCUGCCUUCUCAACCAUGGUUUCAAAACUCCGCAGCCAAAUAUUGGCAAUGCCUCGCUGUCAGCUGUCACACACCAUCCUCACUGAGAAGAACUGGUUUCACUAUGCAGCUCGUAUCUGGGAUGGGGUGAAAAAGUCCUCGGCCCUCUCAGAGUACAGCCGCCUGCUCUGCUAACACCUCGGUUGAACUGCUGUCGUAUACAAUAGCAGUUGCAAGCUGUUAUGUCUGAUAAUCACGUCACAUAAAGGAAAAUGUGGCUCUGAAAGUGGACACCGUCGUUUGCACCCUACAGGAGGGACAAGUGAACCUGGAGGCCCGGUCAGUGGUAAGGGGUCCGAUAUUAAAGCAGGACACCUUCUCUGGACUUUGGUGGGAAUGAAAAGCUGCAAACUGUUGGCACUCGGUGUCAGAAAGUUGUGCAUCUGCCAUGUUGAAAGGACACAGCUGCAGCCCGCACGCCAGUGGUGAGAGAGCUAAAUAAAAAACGUCUCUGCUCAUGUUUGAACAA